Notothenia coriiceps (black rockcod) is the source of this 4467-nucleotide messenger RNA. It is a transcript of the gene dock10, whose product is annotated as dedicator of cytokinesis 10. NCBI's taxonomy places the organism in Eukaryota, Metazoa, Chordata, Actinopteri, Perciformes, Nototheniidae. Gene Ontology annotation, molecular function: guanyl-nucleotide exchange factor activity. The record is from RefSeq and is a predicted model, not a curated record. The transcript is spliced from 37 exons. Bases 277 to 4467 code for a protein of 1396 amino acids. Gene Ontology annotation, biological process: dendritic spine morphogenesis; regulation of cell migration; small GTPase-mediated signal transduction.
GAGAAGAGCAGUGCAGGAAAGAAACAGAAAGCUUGCAAAGCAGGACUGGUUUAAGUGAAAGAAGACCAGAGAGGACAGUAGGAUGGAGCCUCAGAUAUCCUACUGGGCCUGAACAGAGCAAAACACCACUGGCUGGACCCGGUGCUAUCUGGACUGAACUGUGUCAUCAGGGCAGGCACUUGAGUUCAGGUUAGGAUAAACAAGGAGUCUCAGUUCAGGUGAAGCCUACACUGCUGGACGGAAUCACGCUGGACUAGGAGACGACAGCAGAGGAUUAUGGGUUGUUCGGCCAGUGUUGUCCUACUCCUACGUUCAGUGGGCGGUGCAGACUGCGGUCACAUGUGUUCGCGACAGGACCAGAUGUCAUUGGAAGCUGCCACUCCAACCCUAGAGGGUUACACCAAUACCACAUCCCCUCUGACCAUCAUAGUAAUGCAGGAGAAGCCAAAGCUGAUCGAUCCUCUCGACUAUGAGGCUGUCCUUUCUGAACUGGGGGAUGAGUUGAAGGAAGACCCUCUCAGAGACCUGCUCCUAUUCCCCGACAAUGAUUUCUCAGUAUCCACUGUGCCUCAGGAGAGACGCACUCUCAAAUCGACUGUUCCUGAGGGGGCAGAACUACAGGCUGAAUGUCUGCUGGUCAGACAGGCCUGUCAGUAUUACAACUCCGACCUAAAUGUGGUCCAGUUCAAGUAUGAUGAGUACGCUGGAGACUACCGCCUGCUGCCCAGGAAACUGUACAAAGCUGAGAAGCUGCCGUCACAUUCUUUUGAGAUCGACCAUGAAGACAUUGACAAGGAUGAGGAUACAACAUCCCUGUCCUCAUCCAAAGGAGGGGGAGGUGGUGGAGGUGGGAUCGGUGUGUUUCGGUCAGGCUGGCUCUACAAAGGGAACUUUAACAGCACCGUCAACAAUAGCAUCACUGUUCGGUCGUUCAAGAGGAGAUAUUUUCAGCUCACCCAGUUGACGGAUAACUCGUACAUCAUGAACUUUUACAAAGAUGAAAAGAUCUCCAAGGAGCCCAAAGGGUGCAUCUUCCUUGACUCCUGCACUGGUGUGGUACAGAAUAACCGUCUAAGGAAACAUGCCUUUGAGCUGAAAAUGAACGAGGUUACGUACUUCGUGCUGGCCGCGGAGAGCGAGCAGGACAUGGAGGAAUGGAUCAGCACUUUGACCCGCAUCCUACAGAUCAGCCCCCACGAUGGUCCCGCUCCUGACCGCAAGAGUCUUGACCUCACCGACCAUCGGCAGGAUGUGUUUGACCUGUCGUUGAGUGACUGCUGCUUACAGGAGAAUGAAGAUACUACAACAGAGAACGGCAUCAAUCCAGAGCUAGCAAAGUAUAUCUCUGAGACAGAUGAAGGAAUUCGUUCUGCCAGGAGAGAAGAGAGAUUGAAUCUGUUCUCCCUGGAUCCUGAUACUCCUGUCCUGAGGAGCCCGCGGACCGAAAAUUCAUCAGUUGAAAACUCAACGGUGCGUCCGUUUGAGGAGAAACUGGGCAGGAGGUUUAUGAUAACCUGCCGAUCUCUCAACCUCAUGCUACAGGGCUGCAUCAACGAGACUGAAACUGGACCGGUCACUAAUAUUGAACCCCUCUUUGUGUCGCUGGCUCUGCUGGAUAUACGAGAAGGAAGGAAGGUGUCUGCAGAUUUCCACGUAGACCUCAACCACGAGGCGGUGCGUCAGAUGUUAGGAGGCUGCUGUAACGGGACAGUUGAACCGGCGACGGGGGUCGGAGUUCAGGAGAAUGGCCUGAGCUCUCCUGCUGAGAAGAAGCCAGGAGAUUGUAGCCUUAGCCCGGAGUUAGAGCAGUGGCUAAGCUUUCCCAAACAGGCCAUUUUCUCAGUCACCAACCCCCACACCGACAUCGUGAUGGUGGCAAGAGUGGAAAAGGUGCUGAUGGGAAAUAUUGCUUGUGGGACGGAACCUUACAUCAAGAAUACGGACUCCAGCAAGACUGUGCAGAAGAUUUUGAAAUCCAACAAACAGUUCUGUAGCAAACUGGGAAAGUACCGCAUGCCAUUUGCCUGGUCCGUCAGGUCAGUGUUUAAGGAUAACCACGGGGCCCUAGACAGAGACUCUCGUUUCUCGCCUCUCUUCAAACAGGAGAGUAACAAGAUCACCACAGAUGACUUGAUUAAGAUGGUGUCUGAGUACAGGAGGGCUGAGAAGACCAGCAAACUGCAGACUAUUCCUGGCACGCUGGAGAUCUCCGUUGACUAUGUUCCAUUGGAGCAUCCCAACUGUGUGACAUCCUCCUGUGUGCCGGUGAAGCCCUUUGAGGACCUGAGCAAACACCUGCCUACUGUGGAGGUGGAGGAGUUUGUCCAGGACACCACCAAGUUCACACAGCCACACCGCGUCUACAGGAAUCACAUCUACGUCUACCCCAAACAUCUGAAAUAUGACAGCCAAAAGAGCUUUGCUAAGGCUCGUAACCUCUCCGUCUAUGUGGAGUUCCGCUGCUCAGACGAAGAAUUUGCCAAACCUUUAAAGUGUAUCUACGGCAAGCCAGGAGGUCCAGUCCUCACCACAGCAGCCUGUUCUACAGUCCUACAUCACUCCCAGAACCCCGACUUCUACGAUGAGGUGAAGAUUGAGCUUCCUACUCAACUUCAUGAAAAGCACCACCUUCUCUUCUCCUUUUACCACGUCGCCUGCGACAUUAAUGCUAAGACGAAUGCUAAGAGGAAAGAAACCCUGGAGACCCCCGUGGGGUACUCUUGGCUGCCCCUCCUCAAAGAAGGCCGCCUGUCGUCCCAGGAGUUCAGCGUCCCUGUCUCCUGUAACCUGCAGCCUGGAUACCUGGCCAUCAAGGAAGCCAGCAACACCAAGAAUGGAGCUGAUGUAAAAUGGGUCGAUGGGGGAAAAACUAUUUUCAAAGUGUCAACCAAUGUCGUCUCCACAGUGUACACCCAGGACCCCCACCUGAACCGAUUCUUCCAGCAGUGCCAGAAAAGAGAGCUGGACCUCUCACUACCUCCUACCUCCAACUUCCUCAACUGCCUGAAGGGUCUUCUCAAUAUGGAGAGGAUCCCAGUGAUCAUCCGAUAUCUGCCUGUGCUAUUUAACCAGCUUUUCAAGGUUUUGACACAGAAUGACAACGAUGAUGUCACUACUGCCACCACCAGAGUGCUGGUUCACAUUGUUGCAAAGUGCCAUGAAGAAAACCUGGAUCACUACCUGCACUCGUAUAUCAAGUAUGUGUUUAAGUCAGAGGCCCACGGCUUCAGGACGGUUCACGAGGAGCUGGCUAAGGGGAUGACCUUUGACCUGAAGAGCAAUGAGCAGGCAGCAGUCAGGAACGUCCUGAAGUUCUCGUGGUUCUUCUUUGAGCUGAUUGUCAAGUCCAUGGCCCAAAAUCUGGACGAUUCUGACAAGGUCAAGCUUCCGAGGCCCCAGCGUUUCCCCUCAUCCUACCUGAGCCGCGUGGAGACCCUGGUGGAGACGGUGUCUGAACACAUCUUCUGGAAAAACAAAGACCUAGCAGAAGAGACACGCAGCGCAAACUUGGCCGUGGCAGCUUUUGUCAAGCGUUGCUUUACUCUCAUGGACCGAGGCUUCACAUUCAAACUCAUAAGCAACUAUAUAAACAUGAUCACUGCCACUGACAGCAAGGUGUUGUGUGAGCGGAAAUUUGAAUUCUUGAGAGACGUCUGUAACCACGAACACUACAUUCCUCUGAGUCUGCCGCUACCCUCCGCUCGCAUCGCAGACCAUUCAUCCCCAGAGCCACAAAGUACUCAUGUGUCAGUGCCCGAGUACAACCUGACCGGAGAGUUCUGCAGAAAGCACUUCCUGACUGGCCUGUUGCUACGGGAACUGGGGCUGGCCCUCCAGGACGAGCAAGACCUGAGACACCUUGCGUUAGCCACCUUGAAGACUCUCAUGGCUAAACACUCUCUGGAUGCACGCUAUGCCACCAAGGAAAAGCAGGCAAGAAUUGCAUCUCUGUACCUGCCUCUGUAUGGCCUGAUCCUGGACAACAUGCCUCGAUUCUUCCUCAGGGACCUCUUCCCCAUCUACUUCACUUCAAGUGACCAAGGCUCUCGAGACGACCUCAGUGUAGGAGGGGUAGUGGCGGGAGGGGUGAUUCCCGUCAUUCGCCAUGGCAACUCUGUGGAUGCAUCCUUUUCUAAAGAAGUACUAAACUCCAUCACAGCCUUCUCCUCCUUGGUAGUUGCCACGGGUAACCAAACCGACUCUCGGGGUUCUCUGAUCAGCGUGGACUCCAACCCUAGCAACAGCGACAGGAACAGUGAGAAAAUGGACGGAUGUGAGAAGUUUGCACGGCCGCAGUCCCUCAUAGGCUACGGUUCUCGUUGUGACAAGCUGGACCAGGCAGAGACCCGCAGUCUGCUCAUGUGCUUUUUGCACAUCAUGAAAACCAUAUCUGAGGAUGUGCUAGUGUCCUACUGGCACAGGGCCAUUCACCAGGAGAUCUCCGACUUCUUUAACAUCCUGGAGUAA